AUGUUUGAUGCCCACUAUGCCAACCUGGUCUGCUCUAACUCAUGGAUCAACCGUGAGUUCAAAGAAAAGCCAUUCAAGCCUGGGCGUAAAAAGCUCACCAACAAGGAGCUUGAGAGUCAACGCCAAGUGCAUGCCAACACCCAAAGGGAGCUCAAGGCCCUUGUUGAGCGUGGGCGCAUGGCUAUCACCACCCUGCGCGAACGUGAACUUCUGGCACGCACCUCACGCCAGAUUGCGGCAGAAGAGGAGCGCGCAGCAGCAAACAAGGCUGCUGACGAGCAGAAGCAUGCCCAGCAGGCGCGUGAGCAGAAGCGCCUCCAAAUGGAGAGCCUUGAGGCAGAGCGCGCCCUCAACCACCAGAUCACAGGCCUCGUCGGCCUGUGCACGCAGCUUGUCCAGGAGCACGCCCAGCCGAUGGGCGUUGUGCCUCCUGAGGACGUUGGCUGA
Messenger RNA from Acanthamoeba castellanii str. Neff, 447 nucleotides. RefSeq lists its product as uncharacterized. The coding region runs from base 1 to 447 and encodes 148 amino acids. Lineage: Eukaryota; Discosea; Longamoebia; Acanthamoebidae. The transcript has 3 exons. The record is from RefSeq and is a predicted model, not a curated record.